Messenger RNA from Archocentrus centrarchus (flier cichlid), 845 nucleotides. RefSeq names its product H2A.X variant histone family member 1 (gene h2ax1). The record is from RefSeq and is a predicted model, not a curated record. Gene Ontology annotation, molecular function: protein heterodimerization activity; structural constituent of chromatin; DNA binding. Gene Ontology annotation, cellular component: nucleosome. Lineage: Eukaryota; Metazoa; Chordata; Actinopteri; Cichliformes; Cichlidae. The coding region runs from base 90 to 476 and encodes 128 amino acids. The transcript has a single exon.
UACUCAUUAACUUAUUACGUAAAGCUUUAAGCGCGACAUCGCACGGCUUUUGCUUUGCUCCCAAAUCGUCAACAGACACAUAAACAAGGAUGUCUGGCAGAGGAAAAACCGGAGGGAAAGCCCGAGCAAAGGCCAAGUCCCGCUCCUCUCGGGCCGGACUCCAGUUUCCGGUGGGUCGAGUCCACAGGCUACUGCGUAAAGGUAACUACGCGGAGCGAGUCGGCGCCGGGGCUCCGGUGUAUCUGGCGGCCGUGCUGGAGUAUUUGACUGCUGAGAUUCUGGAGCUGGCAGGCAAUGCGGCCAGGGACAACAAGAAGACCAGGAUCAUUCCCCGCCACCUCCAGCUGGCAGUACGCAACGACGAGGAGCUCAACAAGCUGCUGGGCGGAGUGACCAUCGCCCAGGGAGGAGUACUGCCCAAUAUCCAGGCUGUUCUCCUUCCCAAGAAGACGGAGAAACCGACCAAGAGCAAGUAAAAGACUCCCUACAUGCCCGGAUUUAGCUGGGACAAAAGGUUCCUCAUGGGGCCAGCCAUUUUUCUUUAUUAGUGUUUGUUUUUGGAUAAACAAGCUUUUAAACUGUGUUUGGUGUUGCUGUUACAUACAUUUGCAUCUCAUCGGGACAAUUAAAAAGACUGCUCAGCCACUGCUGUUGCUUUUUUUGGUCCUGGAAAAUGGAGGCGUUCUCUCAAGGCUGGGGAUGAUGACGGCCGUGGAAAAAAAUUAUUGAAAAUGGACCAAGUGUGGAGGGAGGGGUGUUUUAGUUUCGCAAUGCUGCUACAAAACGUGCAAAAUUGUUUUGUUUAUCCCAUCAUGUUGUUUCAAUAAAGAAGUAUGUUGUCUUUA